Molecule: messenger RNA, 1839 nt
Organism: Eurytemora carolleeae
Lineage: Eukaryota; Metazoa; Arthropoda; Copepoda; Calanoida; Temoridae
Product: sodium/potassium-transporting ATPase subunit beta
Exons: 7
Coding region: 62-1108 (348 amino acids)
Biological process (GO): intracellular sodium ion homeostasis; sodium ion export across plasma membrane; potassium ion import across plasma membrane
Cellular component (GO): sodium:potassium-exchanging ATPase complex
Molecular function (GO): ATPase activator activity
Source: RefSeq, a predicted model, not a curated record
AUAUCUUUAAACAGGUAGACUUGAAACAUUAAGUAAGAGAGAGAUAUUUGAGUUUCCAAACAUGGCUGGAGAUUCAAGUUUCGAUCAGGAUAAGAAUAAACUAGCAGAAUAUGAAACCUCUAGCUCUGGGAGCUACAAAUCCUCCAGGGGCUGCUUCAAUUCCAAGACCGGAGAACUGAUGGGACGGAACUUCUUCUCCUGGAUCAAACUUCUCUCAUUUUUCUUCAUAUUUUGUGGCGUCAUGUCUACCCUGUUUGGAUUGUGUAUGGGUAUAUUCUUCCAGACUCUGGAUUAUUAUAUUCCUAAAUUAAAAAUUGAAGAUUCAAUGAUAGGUUCUAACCCUGGUCUAGGAUACAGACCAGCAGGGGGACUAGGCUUCAAAACUAUUAACGGAGAUUACAAGGGUUUGAGUAUUUACUCUUCCUUGAUCUGGUUUCGACACGGAGGAGAUGGAAACUUUGACAGAUUAAGAGAGAACCUGGAUAAAUUCCUUGAAGAAUACGAACCAGGCUUCUUCGCUAAUCAGGGAGCUUCACUAACCAAAUGUGAUUUUGAAUCAAAACCUAAGUUAACAGAUGAGAGUUGUGAGUUUAACAAGGAAUGGUUGAGUGAUCAAGGAGCCGACAUCAAGUGUAUCAGUGCAGAACAUUACGGGUACUACUACGGGAAGCCCUGUAUCCUGAUUAAGCUGAACCGUAUCUACGACUGGUUUCCUGACCCCUAUGAUAUUAAUGAAGUCAGAAACCAUUCUACAAUGCCGCUGUCGUUGAAGAAUGAUAUAGAGAAGAUCUAUGAGGAGAAAUGUGAUGAUGAUCCUAAUAAAUACUGUCCCUACCUGAACAUGGUCUGGUUGCACUGUGAUGGAGAGGACGACCCGGAUAAAGAGAACCUAGGACUGGUUUCCUACACUCCCUUCCGUGGAUUCCCAGGAUACUUUUUCCCGUACAGAAACCAGCGUGGGUACUUGAGCCCGGUCGUGAUGGUACAAUUGAAGAACCCGACCCCUGCCGUACUCAUGAAUCUUGAGUGUACAGCCUGGGCCAGAAAUAUCAGACAUAACAGGUUGAAGAGAGAGGGUUUGGUACAUUUUGAACUCCUGAUGGACUAAACAACAGAAAAAAUUAAAAUCUUUUUAUAAAACUUCUUGUAAAGUGAAGACUGUAUGCUGCCUCAUAAAUAAUUUAUUUAGGUUGAUCAGUUGAAUUUUUGAUUUGCUUACAUUAGUUUUCUCAUUUUUCAACUGCACAAAUCAUCUACAAUUGUUGUAUACCUAUAUUGUUCGGAUAAAAAAUGUACUUUUCUAUUGAGCAACUUAUCUGCAAUAUUCGUACAACUGUAUUAUUCGGACAAAAAAUGUACAACUGUAUUAUUUGGAUAAAAAAUGCGUUACUCACCUACAAUUUAUUGUACAACUGUCCUGUUCAGAAUACAAUUAUACAACUGUAAAACUUUUUUACAACUUUACAAAUUUCCAAAUGUACGUUUGUUCAAUUGUACAGCGGAACGAUUAAGCAGAUCUAUGUACAAACUCAUCAAUUGUACAUAAAUCUGUACAACGGAACUGAAUACCAAGUACCUAAACAUAAUUUUCUUAAACAUGAGAAGUAUUUGUAAAUAGCUUUCAUUCCUCAACCUUCUUCCAGGUUUUCAUCUUGCCACUGAUGAAAUAAAUCAAUCAACCAUAUCCUGACGCUCAGUAGUUCUUAUUUUCAUUAGAAAUAAGUUUAUUAAUGACGAAUAUAAAUAAUAUUUAAAUUUUUUUGUAUAAAUAUUAUGUAUCAGUUUAUGUAAUGAUAUAAUGUAUUAUCCUUGUUUAAAGAAAUAAACUAUUUUUUGUCA